AUGUCCAAAGCAAUUCCAUCAGGACUAGUCAAAGAAGCGCCGCUCGAUCUUGCUCCUUACGAGGAUCUGUACAGAUGGUUUCACAGCCACCCAGAACUCUCAUUGCAGGAGCAGCAGACAUCCGACAAGGUCGCCGCCCAUCUCGCCGGUCUGAAAGAGUUUGAGAUUCAUCAGCACAUCGGCGGCUAUGGAGUAGUGGGUGUUUUACGAAAUGGUCCCGGCAAAACCAUCAUGUUGCGAGCUGAUAUGGACGCUCUGCCUAUCAAGGAGAUCACCGAUCUCCCAUAUGCCAGCGAGGUGACCAUGGCCAACGCUGAAGGCGUGGAACAACCUGUCAUGCAUGCCUGUGGACAUGAUAUGCAUAUGACCUGCCUUCUUGCCACCGCGGACCUACUCUCAGGAAUGCAGCAUGCGUGGAGCGGCACUCUGAUCGUUCUCUUCCAACCCAAUGAAGAGCGGGGCGGUGGUGCUCAGGCGAUGGUGGACGAUGGCCUAUACGCGAAGAUUCCGGUGCCGGAUUAUAUCUUUGGCCAGCACGUUAUGCGUCUGCGUGCCGGUACAAUUGGAUGCCGACCGGGCACCAUCAUGGCCGCAGCAGAUAGCAUGAGGAUCACCGUCUUUGGCCGCGGAGGGCACGGCUCUCUACCACAUCAGACAGUGGACCCAGCCGUUCUGGCAGCACAUAUUGUGGUGCGACUGCAGGGUAUCGUCAGCAGAGAGGUGGAUCCCAGCGAUCUGGGAGUGGUCACCGUCGGCAGCCUUCAUGUUGGACAAGCCGAGAACAUCAUAGCCGAUCGAGCGGAAAUUGGACUCGAUUUUCGAACAGUCAAACUCGAGACUCGACAGAAAAUCUUGGCGGCUGUCCAGCGCAUCGUGGAAGCUGAAUGUCAGGCAAGCGGUUCACCUCGGCCGCCAAUCUUCACACCGACGCGGCGGUUCCCUCCCACGGACAAUGACUCCCAGCUCGCAGCAGAGCUUGCUACAUCGUUUACGCAGCAUUUUGGUGAAAACUUUGAUGGUGAUAUACCCCGAACCAACGUGAGCGAAGACUUCUCCAAUUUGGCUCGGUGCAAAGAUCUUCCAUGCUGCUUUUGGCUGGUUGGCGGAAUUGACCGUGAGUUGUGGGAUCGUGUUAACCAAGAUGUGAAUUCAACGGAGGACAUUCCUAGCAACCACUCGGCGCGCUUUGCACCAGUCAUUCAACCCACCAUGAAGGUUGGAAUUGAUGCGCUUUGUGUUGCGGCGUUAACUUUCCUUCAUAAGUAG
Penicillium diatomitis is the source of this 1266-nucleotide messenger RNA. RefSeq names its product M20 family metallopeptidase. The transcript has a single exon. The record is from RefSeq and is a predicted model, not a curated record. The coding region runs from base 1 to 1266 and encodes 421 amino acids. Gene Ontology annotation, molecular function: hydrolase activity. NCBI's taxonomy places the organism in Eukaryota, Fungi, Ascomycota, Eurotiomycetes, Eurotiales, Aspergillaceae.